AUGCCUCGCAAACAAACACAGUUGCGGGGUCCGAAGGACCAGUCCUUCAAGAAAUCGGCGCCCAAGAAGAAAUCUGGAAAGGCGCUCAAUGCCCUCUCGAUCGCAGAAAAGCAGUUCCCAGAUAAGCUUGGUGUCAGGCGCAACCGAUUAGGCAAGGAACUCGAUUUCUCAAAGCGAAAGCGAAACACCGGCCGUGAGCUGGACGACUUAGACGGCCCAGAUAACAAGCGCCGUCGAACCGGAGACGACUCGGAUGACGAUGACAGCAAUGCUGGCAGCGACGGAGAAGGACGCAGGUGGAGGCUAGGUCAGGUCGACAGUGACGACGACAGCGAAUUGGACAGUGAUGAGGCAAUGGGCUCUAGCGAUGAAGAACGUUUCGAAGGCUUUACAUUCCGCGGAAGCUCCAAGACCGAUCCUAAGCCGAAGCCGAAAAAGACUACACGUCGUGAGCGCGAAAUAAAUUUGUCAGAGGAUGUGGAUCAGUCCGAGGAGGAAGAUGAAGACCUAGACGACGAGGACGAUCUCGGAGAGGAUGCUAUAGACCUUACUACCGCCUGGGACUUGAACACCGCCGAGGAAGAAAAGGCUGCAGCUGCAUCAGCCAAACAGAAGAAGACAGAAGACGACGAUUCCGACGAAUACGAUUCGGGUAGCGAGGAUAGCGACGAAUCUGACGAAGAGAGUGACCUGUCGCUGUCGGAAGAUGAGGCUGACGAAACAGACGCGCAUGGGCUCUCAAAAUUGCAGAGCUUUGUCAAUGCCAUGGAAACCAAAACUUCCAAGAAGCCGACUAGGAAAACAGGUGGUGGACAAGAACACGCAAAGCCUACAGAAUAUGGAUUGACAUCAUCGCGAAAGUUGACUAUUGCCGACCUCCUGCCCUCAAUCACGGAUUCUCGCUUAAAGAGUUCUCUUAAGCACGUCGAUGCCGCUCCCUCUCACAAGCAGGCAUCUGGAAUUCCUGGAAAACUGGAUGCGCCUCUUGCGAAACGUCAGCAGGAUCGGUUGGACCGAGUAGCGGCGUAUGAGAAGAGCAAGGAGACUCUGAACCGCUGGCUUGAAACUGUCAAGGCCAAUCGCCGAGCAGAGCACCUUACUUUCCCUCUCCCUGAUCCCAACGCUCAACAAUCGCACAAAAUUGGUCCCGUCAAACCGCAGACAGAUCUUGAAGCUACAAUUCAAAAUAUUCUAGUGGAGAGUGGCUUGGCGGAAGCAAACGGAAAGUCAACUGAGGAACAGGUCCAAGAGUUUGAGGAGCUACAGGCACGGAAAUUACCUAUUGAGGAAAUUCGAGCCCGUAGAGCCGAGUUGCGCAAGCGGCGAGAUCUGCUUUUCCGAGAAGAGGUCCGGGCUAAGCGGAUCAAGAAGAUCAAGAGCAAGUCAUAUCGCCGUGUCCACCGCAAGGAGCGCGAACGUAUGGAAGAGCAAGAGCGACAGGCGCUCCGUGAAGCCGGUGUCGACCUCGAGGAAGAAGAGCGGGAGAUGAAUGAGCGCCGCAGAGCUGAAGCCAGAAUGGGCGCAAAACACAAAGACAGCAAAUGGGCAAAGAGUCUCAAGCAGACCGGUCGGACGGCUUGGGACGAGGAUGCUCGGCAGGGUGCUGCAGACCUGGCCUUGAAAGAAGAAGAGCUACGUAGACGAAUUGAAGGGAAGAGUGUGUCUCGUGCGGACGAUGACUAUCUUGGCUCGUCGAGCUCAGAGUCGGAAGACGAUGAUCCAUGGACGGAGGAUGCUGGCUCUGAUGCUGAAAAACGCAAGCUACGCCAGAAACUCGAGAGACUUGAGGGGGGUGAGGAGGAUGAUACGGAGCUUACUGGUCCCCAUGCCAAAUUACUUUCCAUGAAGUUCAUGCAAAACGCAGAAGCUUCCCGCAAGGCACAGAACGACGCUGAAAUUCGAAGACUGGACCGAGAACUCCGCGGCGAGGAGGAGUCGCAGUCUGAAGCCGAAUCUGAGGUUGGUCGUCGGAAAUUCGGCAAUACGCAAGGCGACAAGGCCGAGAAAGCCAAGAAGUCAAAGCCGAUGCCCAAGAACGAGUUUGAGGAGGCGCUUGGCUCUGAUGAAGAGGCUGAGGCUGCGGAGGCGGAUCCUGAGGUUGACAUCAUUGUCAACCGCACUAAUAAGCAGAAGGGUUCGAAAGCCACGGAACCUUCUGGCAAGAAAAAUAACGUCCGGCCAUCAAACACCACGGCCGAGCAGAAGGAGACUGCUGAUGUGGAAGAGAACCCUUGGCUGGUGCAGACAAAGCGAAACAACCGUCGAACAACUGCAGACGACUCUCAGCAGACUAUCGAUGUCACUCUCGGUGCUGAGGCCGCGGACGGCCCUAAGAAACAGAAGGAUCGACCUUCUGUUGCCUCCAAGAAGCAACAGCACGUGGAAGAUGACAACGACAGUGAUGAGGAAGAUGUCCCUGUCCUUCUGAAGAACCAUGACCUUGUGAAGAGAGCAUUUGCUGGUGAUGAGGUGGUGCAAGACUUUGAUCAGGAGAAAAUUGACACCAUCGAAGAAGAAGGAGACAAAGUCAUCGACGAGACACUCCCUGGCUGGGGCAGCUGGGCUGGAGACGGGGUUAGCAAAAGGGAGCUGAGGCGACAGAAGAAGGUCUUGACUAAAGUCGAGGGUGUCAAACCUGAGAACCGCAAAGAUGCCAAACUUUCUCGCGUUAUCAUCAAUGAAAAACGCAUUAGAAAGAACAACAAGUAUCUGGCUACUCAGCUUCCUCAUCCCUUCGAAACCAAGGCACAGUACGAGCGAUCUCUGCGACUCCCCAUCGGCCCUGAAUGGUCUACCAAGGAGACGCUUCAAAACGCAACCAAGCCUCGUGUGAUGAUCAAACAGGGCAUCAUCAAGCCUAUGGAAAAGCCCAUGAUCUAG
Aspergillus clavatus NRRL 1 is the source of this 2880-nucleotide messenger RNA. RefSeq names its product UTP14 family protein. Gene Ontology annotation, biological process: rRNA processing. Gene Ontology annotation, cellular component: small-subunit processome; nucleolus. The transcript is spliced from 2 exons. The coding region runs from base 1 to 2880 and encodes 959 amino acids. The record is from RefSeq and is a predicted model, not a curated record. NCBI's taxonomy places the organism in Eukaryota, Fungi, Ascomycota, Eurotiomycetes, Eurotiales, Aspergillaceae.